Messenger RNA from Apus apus (common swift), 2521 nucleotides. RefSeq names its product casein kinase 1 gamma 1 (gene CSNK1G1). Gene Ontology annotation, cellular component: cytoplasm; nucleus; plasma membrane. Bases 438 to 1832 code for a protein of 464 amino acids. The record is from RefSeq and is a predicted model, not a curated record. Gene Ontology annotation, molecular function: ATP binding; protein serine/threonine kinase activity. Gene Ontology annotation, biological process: peptidyl-serine phosphorylation; positive regulation of canonical Wnt signaling pathway; signal transduction. NCBI's taxonomy places the organism in Eukaryota, Metazoa, Chordata, Aves, Apodiformes, Apodidae. The transcript has 15 exons.
CGUGGAGCGCGGCGGAGGGAGGAGCCGCGCGGGGAUCGCAGCGGCGGGGCCGGCCCAGCCCGCCCGGCCCAGCCCGCCCGGCCCGGCACAGGUUCACCACAGAUAUGAGUGGCUGGCUGCUCUGCUCCUCCCAUGCCCCAGCACUGGCUGCCCCGUGAUUUCAGAUAACAAACAUAAGAAGUGAGUUACAAAACGUGUGGUAAGAAACCAAAAGCAACCUGCCUUUAUUGAGUUCUCAAGAAGACAAUUGACCCCUUGGUACAUUAUCAAGAUGCAUUAGGAAACUGGAUACGGUGCCAAAAGAACUCCAUGUGUUUCCAUGACUCUCUUGGACCCUGACUCAGAUACUGUUGGAUAUAGAUUUCUGUUCUAAGGAGAAGAGUGCAUACUCCAGUUCCUUUCUGCCAGCUUGCUGGCAGAGUUAUUUUGUUAAGAUCAUGGACCAUCCUAAUAGGGAGAAGGAUGAAAGGCAGCGGACGACGAAGGGGAUGCCGGGAAGGAGCGGGCAUGGUUCUCGACCAAGCUCUUCAGCAUCUUCUGGUGUUCUUAUGGUGGGACCCAACUUCAGAGUGGGCAAGAAGAUUGGGUGUGGGAACUUUGGAGAACUCAGACUAGGUAAAAAUCUCUACACCAAUGAAUAUGUAGCGAUCAAACUGGAACCAAUAAAAUCACGUGCACCACAACUUCAUUUAGAAUACAGGUUUUAUAAACAACUUGGAAGUGCGGCUGAAGGGCUUCCCCAGGUGUAUUACUUUGGACCAUGUGGAAAGUACAACGCCAUGGUACUAGAGCUGCUUGGUCCUAGCUUGGAAGAUCUGUUUGACCUCUGUGAUAGGACGUUCACAUUGAAGACAGUGUUGAUGAUAGCCAUCCAACUGAUCUCUCGAAUGGAGUACGUGCAUUCCAAGAACCUCAUCUACCGAGACGUGAAGCCAGAAAACUUCCUCAUUGGCCGGCAAGGCAAUAAGAAAGAGCACGUCAUCCACAUCAUAGACUUUGGAUUGGCCAAGGAGUACAUUGACCCGGAAACCAAAAAACACAUACCUUACAGGGAACACAAGAGCUUAACUGGAACGGCCAGAUACAUGUCCAUCAACACUCAUCUUGGCAAAGAGCAAAGUCGUCGUGAUGACUUGGAAGCCCUUGGCCAUAUGUUUAUGUAUUUCCUCCGAGGCAGUCUGCCCUGGCAAGGACUGAAGGCUGACACCUUGAAAGAGAGGUAUCAGAAGAUUGGGGACACAAAGAGAAACACUCCGGUUGAAGUUCUCUGUGAGAACUUUCCAGAGGAGAUGGCCACGUACCUCCGCUACGUUCGGCGAUUGGACUUUUUUGAGAGACCCGACUACGAUUAUUUACGAACCAUCUUCACGGAGCUGUUUGAGAAGAAAGGCUACACCUUUGACUACGCCUAUGACUGGGUCGGCAGGCCAAUUCCUACUCCAGUGGGAUCUGUCCACGUGGAUUCUGGGACAUCUGCAGUAACAAGAGACAGUCACAUCCAUAGGGACCGACCGUCGCAGCAGGCCCUUCGCAAUCAGGCGUCAUCGGAUCGCCGCGGGGACUGGGAGAUCCAGCCAAGCCGACAGACCAACACCUCCUACCUGACAUCUCAUCUGGCUGCAGAUCGGCACGGAGGAUCAGUGCAGGUGGUCAGCUCCACCAACGGGGAGCUGAACGUGGACGACCCGACAGGGGCACAUUCCAACGCGCCCAUAACGGCGCAGGCGGAGGUGGAGGUGGUGGAGGAAGCUAACUGCCUGAAAAUGCUCAACUUGUGGUGCUGCUGCUUCUUUAAGAGGAAACGGAAGAAGACGGCUCAGCGUCACAAGUGACCAGUGCCUCCUGGGCCUUGCAGGAACCACUGCACCUGCAGCUCCUGCCUUGUCUCACUGGAAGGGGCUUCUCUUUAGGGGGGAGGAGGAGGCAUAGGAGGAAGAGAGAAAAAAAAAAAGAGUUAAAAAAAAAAAAAAAAGUGACAUUUUAAACCAAAAACAGAGAAGAAAACGUUCCAAAACAAACCACUCUGGGGUGGAUCUGCCGAACAGUCUCCCUCAUUCACUCCAAGCCUGAAGCUCCUUUGGGACCAGGACUGUGGCUGGCUCAGGUCUUGGUCACCCUGGGAAGGGGGCUGGCUGGCUGACCCUCCUUCCCGUUGUUUACGGCGAAGGCAUCGAUCACACCAACCUGAGGACUGUGCUUAGUUCCUGCUCACUCUCCUCCCGCCUUCCCCUGCGCCCUCGGCUCCUCCUCAGCCCAGUGAAGCAGGACGGGCUGGGUCGGGUCGGGCUGUGGAGAGGGCAGGAGAGCGGUGUGGGAGAAGGGCCUGACUGCUGCCGCAGGAAGAGACAGGUUCCCUUUUUGGCUCCUUGGGAACAGUCACACUGAAAUGUGCAAGCUGUGAGAAAUUUUGCAAUCUACUGUUCCAGUUAGGGUUGGUUGUUUGUUUCCCCCCCGCCCCGGCUCCCUCGACACCUCCCUCCUCUUGACGGUAACAGAGCAAUGUGGAUUGUUUUAAAGAAGC